This is a messenger RNA of Trichomonas vaginalis G3, 2028 nucleotides long. RefSeq lists its product as uncharacterized. Bases 1 to 2028 code for a protein of 675 amino acids. Lineage: Eukaryota; Parabasalia; Trichomonadida; Trichomonadidae. The transcript has a single exon. The record is from RefSeq and is a predicted model, not a curated record.
AUGAAAACAAUUUACCCAAGUUUAGAGUCUAUUAGAUUAGAAUCCAAAGCAACAUGUACAAUAGAGAACAAGGAAGAAUCAAUUGAUAUUUAUUUGAUUGGACCAUUUCUUUUUGGACUCGGAAUAAAGCCAUCAAACUUCCAGCUGAUAUUCUACUCUCCUCACUUUUGUUCUACUUUAGAUCGUCAGAAAUUAACAAUAACUUUUAUCCCAAAUUCACCAUUUUUUCACUCGAAAAUUCUACUCGCUUUGCCAUCUACUGAAAUAGCAAUACAAUGGCAUAAAUUUUUUAUUAAAAUUAACGAUAUAAUUCACAAAAUUCCACAAAAUAAAAUUCCGCCAGUCUCAAUUCUAGCAAAAGUCUAUAACAAGACCACAAACUCUAUUAACACAGCAGAUGUGAACGUUUUCGGCGAACAAAUACGAAUUAAAGAACAAAAUCAAAAACCUGUUAAAUUUGAAAUCCAAACGCAGAAUAUUAAUUGUGUUUUAGCACUCGAAAUGCCAACUCCUCCCAAAGACUAUUACUUUACAUCAUUUGCUGUAGUAUACAGAAAGUUCGGAGAUUUAUAUGUGAUAUGUGAUAGUAUAGAUCAGCUUAUGUUUACAUUCAUUUCAAUUGACCUUACAAUAUGGAAUAUCCGUAAGCAAAAAACAGAGAUAAAACUCAAGAUGGCUCAGCCAUUUUCGAAAAAGAACAAUUUGCAAAAUGAUUUACCCCAAUUUAUAUGCGACAUGAACAUAAAUAACACUUUAGAGCUUCCGAAAACACCUGAGUUGACAUUCGUUUCCCGUGUUCCGAUCCCUGAAAAGGCUUCAAACAGUGUAGAAAUUAUCGAUUUUAAUAGGGAAGUUCACCGGACGAUAAUUUUACAACCAUUCAAAAUUAAAUCGAAUUUCCAAGAGAACCAAAACAAUGAGAUUCCUAUAGAAGAUAUACCUAAAAACGCUUUCCGCGAAGAAAUCGAAAAAAUCAGAAAUUCGAUUGAAAUUUCGAAUAAUGUCGAAGUAAAAGUCCCUCAAGAGAAAGUAACUAAAGAGUUUAUGCAGCAGAGUGCCAGUGAAUUAAGCAGUUGUAUGUAUUUCAGACCUAUUUGCGAUCCAAGACUUAUUUUUCUUUGUCAAAAGAUCGGAAUUCCAUUUAAUAACCCUGUUUUUUCAUUAAAUGGUCAAAAAGAACUGGAUCAGAUUGCCUCAUUCAAGACACUCAGCGAACUCAGUGUUUUCAUAAGCUCAAUACUCAUAAAUGGUACAACAGAUACAAUGCUUCUUUCCAAAAUACCUUUGUUAUGCGCAAACGAUAAAAAUAUUUUGGAAUCAUUGCCAAAUUUAAAAAUGUCACCUUUUUCAAAGUUGACAAUUUUUGUAUCACGAUUAAUCAAGACAUUGAGGAUGAAGAAGUUCGUAGAGCUUCUUAUGAACAAUCACCAGUUAAGGAAGACCAUUUACAGAGAAGAUGCAAUGUGUAAUUCCCCAAUUUUCCUCGAAAAAUUGAAAGAAAGAGUUACUGUUUACUUUUCAAAGGCAUCGACACCUUGUUUCGAUGUCUAUCCACUUCCUUUCGCUACAAGAGAGAGAUACGAGUACUUGAUAAGAAGCAUCGUUCCGAAAGCUGAAAAAGACCCUGAAUUGGCCGGACGAUUAAUUUUCUAUUUGGUAAAAUUUUUCACUUUGAACCUAAAGAACGGAAAAAUUUUACAAAUAGUUGACUUAACGAUGAAAAUCAUCAAGGAUGAGAACCAGAGACAGAUGUUAAAUGCUUCCUAUCAGUUCGCAAUCAAAAACAAAGAGUCUGAUUUAGGAAAAUUCGCAAUGACUUUGUUGAAAGGCUUGGAAUGCGGCCAAUUGUAUGUUUGGGUAUUAUACAUUGGUAAGGCAAUUAUGAGUAACAAGUCUAUGUAUAAUGAAGAAGCUCCUGCAUUGGAUCCAGAAAAUAUUGUGAUUAUUUCUGAUUCAAUCAUCAAAUUAGCUGGUGUUAUAUUCGAUUUCGAUAUCGAUAUACUCGAUAAGUUCCCAUUGUUCCAUUAA